UGCAUUUUUCCAUUUAAAAUGACCUUGGAGAAAUAAAAAUAAGAUUUUCACUUACUGAUUAAACAGGUAGUAGCACCUGACUGACCUGGACUCAGAGGCUAAGCAGAAUCAAACCUGUUUAAUACUUAGUUGGGAGACCACCAAUUCACAGAGCUGUGAAUUGAACUGGAAACACAUGAAAUAUCUUAGAAGAAUUGUUACCAUGUUUACCAGAAAAAUACCUACGCAUGCUCAUGUAGUUCCCUGGGUUGAGCUCUCUUUGGAAACUUUAUAGCAAUUAAACUGGGUCAGAGUCUACAGCAGUAUUCAUUAACCUGGUGCCCUUUGGAUAUAAUCCUCAGCCAGCUUGGUUUCACUGUUCAUAAAAAGAUAAGGAACUGGUCAUGACUUUGGAAAUUUUCAGAAAUGGCUUACAAUGAGGGAUCCUUGGUACUCUCUGAGCUUGCUUGUUUUCUUGCAAACAUUUCAUUAACCUAACCACGAAGCAUCAGUUCUAGUAAGGAAUGCUGUUUGCUAUCAGUCUAUAUUCUGGGUGUUUUGCCUGUCUGUUUAGAGCUCUUGAAUCAUACAGAUUGCUUUCUUAUUUAACUUGAUAUGCCUAAAAAAGAUUUAUGGGUAGGAAUUGUUGAACCAGAUCCCACACCAACUGUUGACAGUGCAGGCAGCUGUGACAGUGUGAUCAGCAACAACUCCAGUUCCUUUGAAAUGAAUGACGGUGGCUUUGAUUAUCUAACAGUUGAAGAAAAAGAAUGCCUUAUGUUUCUUGAAGAAACUUUGCAUUCUUUAGAUGCUGAAGCAGACAGUGGAGUUUCUGCUGAUGAGGCAGAAGCUGUUGAACUUUCCAAACUUACAAGGACAUGGCCUACAAGAGAUGUCCCCAAAGAACUGGAUCCUGAUUAUCAUGGAAAGCAUAAACAAAUUGAUCCAAAAGGCAACACCUCUCUUUCUGGCUCAAUACCUGCUGCCAUCUUAAGUCCAGGCCACCACAGCCUUCCAAAAAAUAUCAUGGCAAAAAAUACUGUUCAUACUUCCAAGAUUUUUGUUGCCGAAGCACCAGAAACUAAUGCUGAUGAUCUGAAAACUCUCCCUCCAUUACAUCCAACUUUAUGGGACUCUUCUAAGCAUGGAACAUUGGACAUAUUGAAAGAAGUCCCUGAGAUAGGUACUCAGGGAAGAAUCUCUGAGCUGGAAUCAGUAGUAAUUCCACCUCCUGAACCAUUCCAAGACCAGAGGAAGAGCCAUCUUUUAAUAGAGCAUGAAUCAAUCCUUACUGAUUCUUGGAAACAUGCCGAAAAUGGGGCAACAUCUCAUUAUGAAAGUAAGGGGAACCAAGGUGUAAUGGAAGAAUAUGAGGCAAGAGCUGUGAAACAAGAAUUCCCACCAGAGAUGAUGGAGACAGCAGCUGGAAAUGAAUCCUUUCUGAAAUCUGUCUCUCCUAAAUGUAACAAGAAAAGUUCUGAGCAAAUUGUUAAUCAUCAAGAAAUUGAUCACAAACAUAUAUUGGAAGAAUCUCAGUUGGAUUCUAGUUUCAAGCAAGGCCCUCCUAUUGCCCCCAAACCCAGAAAAUUGCCCCCAAAUAUUAUUCUCAAAACCAGCAAAAAUAAUGUUGCGCCACUUAAUAUAGAUCCAACACAUAAGAUAAAAGCAUCAUUGCCAUUCAGCGGGAGGCCUAGAGCUGCAACUGGUGACUUUUCUAUGGAUAAAACCUAUGCUCUCCAAAAAGAACAAGGGAGGGCAAGGAGGGAGGCUCUUGAGAAACUGGGACUCCCUUUGGAUAAUGAAAAGAAUCCAGAUGAUCAAGUGAUCAAAACUUCUAUUUACUCAAAAACAAGAGAAACGUCCUACACUGGCAGUAGGGAGAAUGUAAACAUAGAUGACAUUACUCUUAGUAAGAAAUGUGUCCAGCAGUCUGACCAAACUGAUGUCAAAGAAGUCCAACCAACAGAGAUUAGCAUUCAAAGGAUCAAACAAGCAAAUUUCAAAUCUAACACACUGGAACGAUCUGGUGUAGGUCUGAGCAGCUUGGGCACUUCUGGAAGUGAGGGUGAGAACUUAAAGAACAAUAAAAGAUCUUUUCUCAGCAAGAUUACUCCAAAUUUUCUCAGGAAUAACCGGAUGCGCCCAGCAUCUCUUGGCACAGGAAAAGAUUUUGUUGAUCUGAAGGAAAACAAACAGCAUCAUGUUGAGUGGGACAAAGGUCAUGAGCGACGAUCUUACCCACUUCAGCACCCUUCCAAGCUUCCUAGGCCAGCAUGUGUUAGUGUAAAAAUCACCCCUAAAGGGGACACAGAAGAACACAGAAAGGAAGCUUUAAAAAAGCUUGGCCUAUUGAAGGAACAAACUUAAUAGCUGACUUAAUGCAAAGACUGUAUGUUCAGCUUUGGUUAACAUAUAUAUUUAAUAUACUCUUCUCUUUUUUUCAUCCCAAUGGAGAAAUUGAAGCUUAUAUUAUACCUAUCAAGAUUUUGUAUAACAUGUGAAUAUUGAUGGGUGGAUUAACACUGAUAAAAAAUUCAUUCAAUUAAUUCUGCCAUUUAUUAUACAGUACACUUCCCAUCAACAAAGAAAUUUUCCAUUCCAACUGUAUAGAAUGCAUUUGUGUAUAUAUGUGCAAAGAUUUGACUAUUGUGAUGUGUAAAUAAAUGAUUCUAAGUGGUAGAUAUGUUUGCUUUAAGGGGGCAAUCUAAAAUGUUAGUGUUAAUUGCCCGGGGCAAACCAUGAACUUUUGAAAUAUUGUACAGACUUGUAUCAUGACAAUAGCAGUAUGGCUAGAAAUAUUUAGUCAAUAUUGAGCUGCAGUAGUAGUAUGUUGGUUCCUUUUUAAAUGACUGGGCCUAAUGUAACCUUGCUCACUGAAACCAGCAGUACUAAUUUGGCUAGUAUAUGUGGAUCAUUCAGCAUCGGUUUAAUGAAUGAAUAAAGAAUACAUUGCAUAUAAAUGUGGAAAAUGAAGAAAAUGACCAUUCACUUAUAAAUUGGCUUCACAUUCUAAAUUAAUAAUUAAUAAAAUAUAGAUGCUAGAAAUAAAGUGGAUUUGACCCACUUUAGAUUUGCCACACCUAUUGUACGUGAAUUGAUUAUUGCUGUAUUCAAAUUUAAAAUCACACAUCUAUUUAGAAUGGAAUGUAUGAGGGCAUGCUUCCAAAAGAUUGAGUAAUAAACUUUUGUAUGGAAAAAGGUUGGGUUUCUUUCUGCUUAGUAAAACCAUCUUCUUGUAAGAAUGAAAUACAAAUAUAUUAGGUUAUAAGCUACAAAAAUUUCAGUAGUACAAACUUAGUCCUUCCUUUUCCUAUGAAAACAGUGGCAAGUAUAUUAAACAACUGAGAUUAAAUAUUAGGAGGUGUUGUGCAACUGAACUGCUCAACCAAACCUCAUUCAAGAGCAACAGCAGCCCCACAAUUCUGAAAUCUAAGAUUUUGAUAGAGAGUAGAAGCAAACCAUAGGUCUGUGAUAUGUGUUCUCCAAAGCUUUUAUUUUAAAAAAUUGUGAUUUUUAUGAAUUGUCAACAUUUAAAAAUGUCUCUUGAUGGUACGUAGAAAUGAACUAUACAUUAAUUAUAUGCAUGGUUUUUUUUUAAAGAAUCUCAUUUUUUGGCACACAGUAAUUUUCUAACAUACUAACAUAGAAUAUUUAUUAGAAUAUUUAGAAUUAGAAUACACACAUACACAUAUACACACACACACAUGGACAGCAUUCCCCAACCUUUUUGGCUUUAUGGACCAAUGUGGGAGGAGAGGGGGUGGUUUUGUGCAAGUGGGAUGGCAUCCCUUCCACUCGCACAAAUGAAGCUUUGUGUGCAUGCUCAAUCGCUACUUCUGGUUUUAAACAGGUCAUGGCUAGAUAUUGGUCUGGGGUUUGGGGACCCCCAGUUUAGGAUAUG
Thamnophis elegans (Western terrestrial garter snake) is the source of this 3880-nucleotide messenger RNA. RefSeq names its product chromosome 5 C1orf116 homolog (gene C5H1orf116). The record is from RefSeq and is a predicted model, not a curated record. The transcript has 4 exons. Bases 595 to 2346 code for a protein of 583 amino acids. NCBI's taxonomy places the organism in Eukaryota, Metazoa, Chordata, Lepidosauria, Squamata, Natricidae.